AAGAACCACUGAGGCAACUUUAGAUAAGUUACAAGUGUAUGGCCAGCCCGGCUGACAACUGAUGAGAGACUGUAGUCAGAAAAGGCUGCAGAAACGAGAUGCUUUAAGACUAUUCUUUCCUCCUCCCUAUAAUCCAUCAACUGUCCCAAGCUAGCGUAACCUGGGCUCCUUUUUCAUCCUGUUGGCAGACAGGGCACACCCCCACCACCUAAAAUGCCUUAUUUUGCAUUGCUGACUGGUCUACUAGCUUUAUCUCUCCUAGCCUGCUGCGGGCGAGGGAAACCUCUGGAGGACCGGGAACGGGUGUCUGCCAUGGAAAGCGCCAAUAGAUUCUUUGGGGAGGCUGAGAAGGGGGAGGAUGACAUGAGCUUUGACUUCAAAAUGUUCCUGGAGAACAUGAAGGUGGAUUUCCUGCGGAGCCUGAAUUUAUCAGGGGUCCCUUCCCAAGACAGGACCAAAGUGGAGCCGCCUCAGUUCAUGAUUGAUCUAUACAACAGAUACACCACCGACAAAUCGUCCACUCCAGCAUCCAAUAUAGUGAGGAGCUUCAGUAUCGAAGAUGUUGUCUCUGUGUCUUCGACAGACAGACAUCCCUUACAGAAACACAUCUUACUUUUCAACAUCUCUAUCCCAAGACAUGAGCAAAUCACCAGGGCUGAGCUCCGACUCUAUAUUUCAUGUCACAGCCAUGCUGAAUUGUCCCAUGAACUGAAAGGCAGCAUUGCCAUUUAUGACAUCCAAGGUGCAACAGACUUCUGGGAAGGCACAGAGGGGACCAAGUCCUUCCUUGUGUCCCAGGCUAUCCAAGAAAGUGGUUGGGAAACAUUUGAGGUCUCCAGUGCAGUAAAACGAUGGGUUAGGUCAGAUCCAACAAAGAACAAAAAUAAGCUGGAAAUUAGAGUGGAAAAUCAUAUGAAAGGAUGUGAAAAACUAGACAUCAGUGUCCCUCCAGACUCCAAAAAUCUGCCCUUCUUUGUUGUGUUCUCUGAUGACCGCAGCAAUGGAACCAAGGAAAUCAAGAUGGAGCUCAGGGAGAUGAUAGGUCAUGAGCAAGAGAGUGUGCUCAAGAAGUUGUCCAAGAAUGGCAGCACUCAGGAAGAGGAGGAAAUAGAAGAAAUAGAAGAUUUCUCUAUCAGGAGACCAUCUUUGUCCAGAAGCAAAAGAAGCACAGCUUCCAAUAACCAUUGCCAAAGGAGCUCCCUUCGAGUCAACUUCAAAGAUAUUGGAUGGGACAGCUGGAUCAUUGCCCCAAAAGAGUAUGAUGCAUAUGAAUGUAAAGGAAUCUGCUUCUUCCCUCUUGCUGAUGAUGUGACUCCAACUAAGCAUGCCAUUGUUCAGACUUUAGUACAUCUCAAAAAUCCCAUGAAAGCUGGAAAGGCCUGCUGUGUACCUACCAAACUGAACCCAAUUUCUAUCCUCUAUAAAGAUGAUGUCGGAGUGCCCACUUUAAAAUACCAAUAUGAAGGAAUGAGUGUGGCAGAAUGUGGAUGUAGGUAGUACCCAAUCACCCCAUCAGCUUGAAAAAAGGAAAAUAUUGGCAUAUCAUUCUGGGAUGAAGGGAGAGGGGAGGUAUCAAAAGGCAUGUGCUCUUGCAAAGCUAUACAUUGGUGCUGAUGAUGUUAACCUAUGUAGACAAUAUUGGAAGAGAGAAAAGAAAAAAUCAAGACUCUAAAGCCAAGUUACUUGGACUUAAUUAUUUGGAAGCACUACUACAAUUGACCCUUUUAGCAAUAUGUCCAACAGGAGUAACGUUAGACUUUGAAGUACCCAAAGGGGAUCUUGGGAAAACAGAAUUGGUGGGAAGGAUGAAAAAAAUCAGGAAAGUAGAUGCAAUGGGGUGCAGACAGGGAAGUUGAUGGGGGAAAAACACAAAGUCAAAAGAAUUGAAUAUUAGCCAAAAAUUUCCUAAAGAUUACCAAACAUGAGGAGUACAGAUGGCUGCAUAAUCUAUGAAAAUGAACAUGCAAAGGAAUAGGGAAGUAAGGAAUGAAUGUUUCAUAUGCACAGCAGAGUUCCUAACCAGGUCAUCACCUUGAUCUAGAACACAUUCCACAUCAGAACACUGAUUAACAAUUGCUGCUUUAGGGAAAUAUGACAAUUAAGAAUGCAUAUGCCAAGAAUGAAGAAUUACCAAGCUCCAACACGGUAUUCAAUAACCACUGAAUGCACAGACUCAUACUGGAUGUAUCUCACUUCAAAGUGGAUCAGGAGCAUGGAGUACAAUUGGCUUCAUCUGUCUCAGUCAUCUUUCCAGUGGAGCCCUUUCAAGGACAUUGAAGCCCUAACUUUGCCACUACACUGGCAUAAAGGUGACAGCAGGUUCAUGUUUUCACCAAUUAUUUUUGGUUUCUCCAUUGGUCCACUGUAAUAUUAUAAGCAGAGUCAAAAUGGAUAUUAUUUGUCAUCAAACAAAUAACUACAUGUUAUUGGAUGGGGUGCAGGGGAUGGUUCACUUAAGAGACUCCAGUUUCUUUCAAUUAUUUAUUUAACUUGGUUGACCUUGUAUUUUCUUUGUGCUUGAACUGACUUUUUUCUUUCAAAUUUUCCUUAGGAAGAAUUUAAAGAGUAGAAAAUGAAUCAGGCUUUAAUUCACUGAAAUAAAUGUGUGGGAGUUGGAGAUGUCAUGCUUUGGACGUGGUUAUCCAAGAUGUACCUAUUUUUACUUUCUUUAUGACACGUACUUGAAUGAUAAGAAGCCCAGUCUUCUGUCAGUUAAGGCUCACUCUCCUCCAAGGAACUCUUGGUCUUUAUCUCUCCUUUCUGAUAAAAAAAGAAACUAUACCCUAUGCAGUACAAGUUCAGCAUUUCUUCAAGCAUUAGGUAGUGGAAAAGCUAACAUUUGUCAACUUCUUUUCUGUGUUUCUAAAAGGCAGAUGACUUUUUUUCUUGAACAGUCUCAUUAGAAAAAGGUGAAACCAGGAAGUUUUAUGUUAAAGUAGAUAGGUCUACUUUUUAAAAUAGUGGAAUAGAUUAAAUGGGUUAUCCAUCAGAUUAGCAUCAAUUCUAAUACAGAAAGAAGAUAAGGGCUUUGUAAAAAAAAAAAAAAAGAAUUCUCAUAUAGUCCAAGUGAAGCAGCUGACCACAUGGUUUUAAAAUAUGCUAACCUUCAUGUUUCCUACUUUGAUUUAAAAAAAAAAAGGAUGGGAGGAAGGAAAGAGCAGAGAAGGUUUAAUUGUCCUUAUCUCCCUCACCUCACUAUUACCAACAGGAUCUAACAUGGCAUUUCACUCACUCAUAUUGAAAGGGAGUAGGGCAAACACAAGAGAAAGGCAAGAUAGACCCAACUAAUAUGAAUUGGAUAGUGUUAGAAUACUAUCUCACACAAAUCCUUACUUUACUCUCCAAAUAACCAAGCAUCUACUCAAAAUGCUGAUGGAUUUUUGAGGAAGGAACCUAAACAAGAGGCUGGACCUACUGACCAUUUAAAUAAAUGCUUAUGUUUUAAACCAAAGAGGCUUUGUGGGUGAAAUAAACCACCAAUAUUCACAAGUUGGGAUCAAAUGAAUAGUAUGUGCUUUUGUUAACAUUUCAUGCAAAAAAGAAAAGAAAAGAAAAGAGGGCCUAGGAAAUCCCCCCCCCAAAAAAGAUUGCUGACCCAUAAACCACUCUAAGUCCACAUUUAAACAUCCAUAUAUAAUGUUGCCCUAUGUAUCUAACAAUGGCAUAAAUGAUUAAUCAUGAGUCAAGAAUGUGUUUUAAUGCUUUUCCUAGCAAUACAAACCAGAGAGUCAUUCCAUUUUGUAAUUAAAAGAGAUCUUGAUGGUUAUCUAGACCAACCUAUUCCUAAGCAAGAAUCCCUGUUAUAACAUCCCUGAUAAGUGGAACCUUAAGAAUCUCCAGUAACCUGGAAUUUCCUACUUUCCAAAGCAGCUAGCCCACUUUUGGAUAUCAAUAAUGUGUAUUUGCCCAAUGGCUUGCCCAGUCUCCCUUGUGGCUGUGGGGGCACAGGACAAAUAAGGUCUUGCCUCUAUCAAGAUCAGGGGCUACAGAAGAGAGCUAAGUUAAUAAUAAUAGCUCGCCUGUAUAUAUAGGGCUUUAAAGCUUAUCUAACAUUAUCUUUACUGAUGAAGAAUCUAAAUCUCAGAGACUUGAUCAAUAUCACACAGCCAGCAAGGGGGGCUCUAAAGUAGGUGAUUAGUAGACAUUAAUUGAUAAAACCAGGACUCUUCAAUAAGCCUGCUGCUUAUUCCAUCUAGACAGCUGGUCAACUGAAAAUAAGUCAACAACUAUUUGCACUAUAUUCACAGUGGGAUACAAAAACAGAAUCAAAAUGGCCCCAGCCCUCAAGGAGAUUACCAGAAUCUAGAAGCUGGGGAUGACAACAUGGCCAUAUAUAGAAUAUACAAAAUAGACAGAAGAUAAUUUGUGAGGGCAUUGUGGAGGAGUGGCAUUAGAAGAAACAGGAAGGGUUAAUGCAAAAGAUGGGUCCUAGAGUUGAGCCUUAAUGUCCUUUGCAACAUAUCAGCUAAGCUAAUUAUUUAUAGACUGAAAAAGAGUAACAGCAAUAAUAAAAAAAUGGACACAAUAUCAUUAAUAAUAAUAGCUAGCAUGUAUAGUACUCUUCAAGUUUUGUAAAAUGCUUUAUAAAUGUCUUUUCAUCCUCACAACAAUAUUGGGAGGUAGGUUGGUUUUAUUAUCUCCAUUUUACACAUGAGGAAACUGUGUCUAAGAUUGAUAUCGUUACAGUUUCUGAAAUGUUUCACAUACACAUUAUCUCAUUUAAUAAACCAUGUAGGAAAUGAUCAAGUUACCAGUUAUCAAAUGGAGAAUUCAAAGCUUUUAUAAUUUUUUAAAUGCUUAGAUUGUCCCGGAUGGACCUUUCAACCCAGGACCCUGUCAAUGUUGGGCAUUUUCUCAAUGCUUAGUAAAUACUUGUUGUUGGAUCCAGUGAGAUCACGCUCCCAGACUAUCAUUUCUUUGUGCCAUUCUGUUUUCGAUGGUCCCUGAGGGCCAUGCAGGUUUGCUGCUAAUUUUCUUCCUGCUUGCUUUCCCCCCUUUAGCAAUGCUUAAACCAGGUGGAAUGUAUGGACUCUGAUUGUUCUUAGAAAGUCUGGUCAGAGACGUCUCAAUGCUCUAUUAAGCACCCCAGCUAAAAAGGAUGCUUUACUCCCUCAUCUCUCACUAUUUAAACUUUAUAGAUAGCUUUUCUUCUGAGUAGACUUGGACAUGAGUUCAAGAAGCUAAUGUGUGAUUCAAUUCAUCAAGUGUUUAUUAAAUACCUACCAUAGGUCUGGCAUAACCACUGCCUAUACAAAAACAAAACUCCAAGAGUUUAAUUCUAUUGGGAGAAAACGUGAGCAUAGAUAGAUAAAUUACACAAUAGAUUUCCAAUGAGGCAGCUAGAUGGCUCGGUGGACAGAGCACAGAACCAGAUUCAGGAUGGUGAGUUCAAAUCUAGCCUCAGAUGCUUACUCAAUGUGUAACCCUAGAUAAGUCAUUUAACCCCAUUGGCCUCAGUUUCUCAUCUAUAAAAUGAAUUAUAGGAAGAAAUGGCAAGCUGUUGUAGUAACUUGCUCUUUUGCCAAGUCAAAAAAGUGUCAGACAUGACUGAAAUGAGUGAAAAACAACAAUAACAUAUUUCAAACAGGGGAUUUUUAGAUUCUCAGUGAUGCUGUUGAUUAAAAAAAUCUACUUAAUAAACUACAAAUUGGUGCAAAUAACAUGGAGAGAUGUCCAGGUCUUGAAAAGUUAAUCAUAAUGGAGAGGCCCCAUAAUGCAAUAGAAAAUAAACCUUUUUUUCUAUUCCCAGUCUAUCUGACUCUAACUCUUUCUAUAUGUCUUUGCAUUUAAUUUUUCAAGAUCUUGAUUUCCUCAUAAAAUGACAGAAUUGAACUCAGUGAUCUCUACAUACAUACAUACACACACAUUUUAAUUAUUUUGACUAAGGAGUUGUUGGAUUUUUUUUAGAAAAAAGAAAAUUUCCAUUAAACUGUUUUUCAAUAAAGAAAAAUAAGUUAGUAAAAUCUCAGAGUAGGAAGGUACCUCAGGGACUUUUCAAUGCCAUACCUUGACAAGGUUUGCUUUUCAAAUUACUUCACAAGUCAGUAUCUAGCUUUUGCUUGAAGGUGUCCCAUGAAUAGGAACUUAUUUUCUAUUAUUCUUAUUAACUACUAAUAUUUGUGAUGAUUCAUUCUUGUGCAUCUAAGAUUCUCUGUAACACUUUUAUUGCUGGUCUAAUUAAUAAUUACAUUAAAAUCAUUACUAUUAACAAGGUUAAUAAUAAUGACUCCCAUCCAUCUGGCCAAGCUGAAGAGCUUGUGCUUCAUCUUAAAGGUAAUAGGAAAUGU
Messenger RNA from Monodelphis domestica (gray short-tailed opossum), 6287 nucleotides. It is a transcript of the gene GDF2, whose product is annotated as growth differentiation factor 2. Lineage: Eukaryota; Metazoa; Chordata; Mammalia; Didelphimorphia; Didelphidae. Gene Ontology annotation, molecular function: cytokine activity; growth factor activity. Gene Ontology annotation, cellular component: extracellular region. The record is from RefSeq and is a predicted model, not a curated record. Gene Ontology annotation, biological process: BMP signaling pathway.